GACCACUGGUUUUACCACUGUCCAAAGGGUAAGACUUCAACGGUCGAAAGCCGAUCGCUUCCACCUUGUUUCAAAUACAGCAGCUCCCCUCAGAUCUCUCCUCCCCACCUACGCCGCCGCAUCCUCCCCAUGGAAGCCCUCCACUCCGCCGUGAACGGCCACGUGGCGGUGCUGCCCUACCCCGGCCGCGGUCACAUCAACCCCAUGCUCCGCCUCGCCCGCCGCCUCGCCGCCCGCGGCUUCCUCGUUACCGUCGUCCUCACCGAGGAGUGGCUCUCCCUCCUCUCCGACUCCCUCCCCCAGCCGCUCCCCGCGGCCGUCCGCCUCCGCACCAUCCCGGACGUGGUCCCCUCGGAGCGGGGCCGCGGGGCGGACUUCGCCUCCUUCAUCCGGUCGGUGCUCGUCCGGAUGGGCGGCCCCGUGGCCGCCCUUCUCGCAGAGCUCGACCCUUCCCCGGACGCCAUCAUCGCCGACUCGAUGCUGCCCUGGGCGCCGCUGAUCGCGCAUCGCAUGGGUGUCCCGGUGGCGGCGUUCUUUCCCCAGGCUGCGAACGUGUUCUUGGCCUUCCAAGAGCUCAAAACCCUCGCCGCCGGUCUGUCGCAGCCAUCGGAGCUCUGCCAAACGGGCACCGACACCACUCGUAAUGGAGACGGGUUUCUCGACCGUUUACCGAAAGCAGCCUCCGGGCACCUCGGCGACUUCAUCACCCAUUCCGCCGGGGAAGGCAUGCUCAAGGCCUUCAUGGACGGCAUCGCUUGGUUCAGCUCCGCUCGGUGCCUCCUCUUCAACUCCUUCGACCAGCUCGAGCGCCGCGCCUUCGACAAGCUGCUGAGGGCCAAUCUCUCGGUCCCCUUCUACCCGGUCGGCCCCUUCGUGCCCGACGCGGCCGACGACGAGGAGGCGGCCACCGCCCCCUGCUGCAAAUGGUUGGACUCCCAACCAAAGAGCUCGGUGUUGUACGUCUCGAUGAGCAGCUUCCUCCCCGUCUCGGGCGAGGAGAUCAAGGAGAUUGCCGUGGGGCUUCAGAUGAGUGGGCAUCACUUCCUAUGGGCCGUGCGAGACGCGACGAACACCGUCCGUGAGCUGAUCGGCGAGAAGGGGAUGGUCGUGCCGUGGUGCGACCAGCCGAGGAUGCUGCGCCAUCCUUCCGUGGGGGGCUUCUUGACGCACUGCGGCUGGAACUCGACGUUGGAAGCCAUUGAUGCAGGCGUGCCCAUGCUGACAUUUCCACUGAUGUGGGAUCAGUACCCGAACAGCAAGCUGGUCGUGGAAGACUGGAAGAUCGGACUGCGGUUGGGGGACGAGGAAAAGGAUGGGGUUGGGAGGGAAGAGGUGGCGAGGGCGGUGCAGAGGUUGAUGGACUUGGACGCGGCGGAGAGCAAGGAGCUGAGGAGAAGGGCGAUGGAGCUCAAGGAGAGGUCUCAUGCGGCACUGAGAGAGAAGGGGUCGUCUACCAUGAACCUGGACGCUUUCGUCGACCACCUGCUAGAGAAAGCAGACUGAAGCUUAUAUUCUUAGAGUUUCUCCUAAUAACGACGACCAUCUGUUUGUACUAAUGGCCCCCUCGGGCUAGUAUUCUGCUCUAUCACCAAAUCAUAUGUUAUCAGAUCCUAGUGAAAAAGCCUUUUGUGCAAA
Musa acuminata AAA Group (dessert banana) is the source of this 1635-nucleotide messenger RNA. Its product is annotated as UDP-glycosyltransferase 87A2. The transcript has 2 exons. Bases 130 to 1503 code for a protein of 457 amino acids. Lineage: Eukaryota; Viridiplantae; Streptophyta; Magnoliopsida; Zingiberales; Musaceae. The record is from RefSeq and is a predicted model, not a curated record. Gene Ontology annotation, molecular function: UDP-glucosyltransferase activity.